Messenger RNA from Ricinus communis (castor bean), 2325 nucleotides. Its product is annotated as sodium/calcium exchanger NCL1-like. Lineage: Eukaryota; Viridiplantae; Streptophyta; Magnoliopsida; Malpighiales; Euphorbiaceae. Gene Ontology annotation, cellular component: membrane. The coding region runs from base 347 to 2062 and encodes 571 amino acids. Gene Ontology annotation, biological process: calcium ion transmembrane transport; intracellular calcium ion homeostasis. The transcript is spliced from 7 exons. Gene Ontology annotation, molecular function: calcium ion binding; calcium:proton antiporter activity. The record is from RefSeq and is a predicted model, not a curated record.
AUAACUUAGAUUGCUGCACUUACCUCAUUUUAACAAAAAUAAUUUAGAUUACACCUCAUUUUAACAAAAAUAAUUUAUUAAUCUAAACCAAAUUGUCCUGAAAGUAGACUGCAUCUUCAUAAACUGGAGGACAAAUUCCAGGGCUGCUACCCUUUUUCUUUUUUGGCUGUCACUAUUUGUUUUCAUUAGUCUGCUAUCAGAUCGAAACCAUGAUUUUAUAGCUAUGGAAACAACUCUCUUAUUUAUUUGAUGAAUUCAUUCUCCAAGUCUUUUUAUAAAGUUGAACUUAUCUUCAGCUUCUUAUUCUUAUCAUUUUUUCUUGUCUAAGAGUUUAAUCUCCAGGGCAAUGAUCAAAGCAGCAUUCAACGUUCUUUUAGUCGUUUUAGCGAUCCAUUUAGCAAAUAGUCGCUCUAUUAGAGAUGAGAGUUCCAUUCUACUAUCAGAUGGUAUGGAUCAAAAGAACCAAUCCGUUAUCCUACAACUUGAUGAUCUCAGAACAAGUGUUACUUGCGAGCCAACUUAUGGCUUCUUGCCUUGCACGACGGAGGUUUGGGGCCAGCUUUUCCUCAUGAUUGUAUAUGAGUACCUGCUGUCCCUUUCAGCAAAAUACAUUUCAGAAGGAUCUGAACUUUUUCUUGAAACGUCUGGAACUGAAAACAUAUUUAGUGCUAACUUGUUUCAAAUGCUUGGCAUGUUCCCACAAGUUAUAUUGGUUCUAGUGGCUGCAGUAGGAGGAGAAGCGGAUACUGUUGAAACAAUGGCAGAAAUGGGAAUGGGCUUGCUUGCAGGAUCAGUAAUCAUGAACCUUACGCUAAUCUGGGGUUCUGUUGUUGCAUUUGGCAGCUAUGACCUUUCACAGACCUCAACUUCAUCAAAUACGGAAAGCCAGAACAAAUUCAGUUUAACUGGUUAUGGUGUAACCACUGAUGAUAAAACCAAACAUACAGCAGGAAUCAUGCUUUUGUCUAUGAUUCCAUUUCUUUUACUUCAACUGGCAAAAAUUCUGAGCUCAUCUUCGGCGAAAAAAGUUGUGCUCAUAGUUUCUCUCAUCAUAACUCUCAUUUACCUCAUUGCUUACUUGAUCUAUCAGGCUUUGACGCCAUGGAUUCGAGAAAGAAGACUUCAAUAUUUGAUGCGCAAAUAUGUACAGAAGAAUCUUUUACAAGCUCUAUGUACACCUGAUGGGAAGCCUGAUGAGGCCAAUCUAAAAGAGCUAUUUCGCAAGAUUGACCAGAACAGCAAUUCUCAAAUAUCAGCUUCUGAAAUGAGAGCAUUAAUGCUUGGCAUACAAAUAGAAGAGGCUGGAUCAAGUAAGGAUGAAUUUGUGUCAAAAGUAAUGGAAGAGUUUGAUAUCUCUGGUGAUUCUAGUAUAAGUGAGAAUGAGUUCGUUCAAGGGCUGUCCAAAUGGCUUAGCGAAGCUAACGUCUCAGGAAAUGAUCAAACUAAAAAGACCAACAAAAAGUCGUCUACUGCCACCAGUAAUAGCACUAGCACUAGCAGCAAUUCAAAGGGAACUACUGAAGAGCAGCAGGGUCUGGUGACCAAAAGUCAGGAAAGCAAGGAUACUGAUAACAGUGUUUUAUGGGACUAUGCUAAGGCUGUUUUUUUAAUAAUCUCUGGAACUGCUGUUACUUUUUUGAUUGCAACACCUCUAAUGACAACUCUUCAAGAUUUUGCAACAGCUAUAAACAUUCCAUCCUUCUUGGUUUCAUAUUUUGUAGUACCUUUAGCUUUGAGCUUUAAGCAGGCAUACAGAGCAAUAACUUCUGCCAGAGAGAAGACAGAAAAUGCCGCCUCUUUGACACUUUCAGAGCUCUAUGGCGGAGUAUUCAUGAACAACGUCAUGGGCUUGGCAAUCUUCCUACUGCUUGUUUGUAUAAAGGAUUUGUCAUGGGAUGUUUCAGCAGAAAUUCUGGUGGUUCUGAUUAUUUGCAGUGGGAUGGGUAUUUAUGCCACCUUCUCCACCAAAUUCCCAUUCUGGACUAGCAUUAUAGCAUAUGCUCUGUACCCUAUAUCUUUGGCAUUUAUUUAUGUCCUUACCACUUACUGUGGAUGGGGCUAAUAAAACUAGCAAUUCUGAUAUAUUUUCACCAUAAAGAAUUAAUCAAUAGGAUUGGAUGGAAAGUUCUCCAGAAUAAGGGGUGGGCUAUUGGCAACGUUUUCAGUAUCAGGUUGAUUAAUGCACAUAUCAAACCUUUUUUUUCUGGUCAUUAUUGUAAGAUCAUCCAUUAGAUAGUUGUUCUAUGUUUUGGACAUGUCUGUCUUUGUUCUGCAAGUCUAGUUUUGUACAAUAAAGAUAUGCUACUGAAUUAGCCAUUUUUGGAA